UAUUUAGAAACUGAGACUACUUGUAUAUUGUCUCAACCAAGGAUUGAACCCUCUUGACAUCUAAAUCCAUCUGACAAUCUCGCCAUCAAGAAGGAAGUUAUCAUUGGCUGGAUCCACACAACACAUUAAGCUAUAAAUUUGCGUAUAGGCAAGGAACGUUCUGAAAAUAUGUUGGGGCAGAUUUAUGGGUAGUAACAAACCUCUGGUUCUCAGUUAAUACAACCAACAUAUUGAAAAAGUAACAAGUGGGAAAAUGAUGGGUUAAACCAAGCCAACAUUUGUUACCAAUUUUUUUAAGAAUUUACAGUGCAGUGAAAUAUAUUUGAAAGGAAGGACUGCAACUGCAUAGUAACCUCAAAAGGGGAGAAAAAAACUUGCUUUGAUCCUGUCGGGAAGCUGAACAUUAUUUGCUGUCUCCUUUAAAGACUGCAACUACGAAAUCAGUAAUUAAAAAAAAAAACAAGUUCUAAAAACAGGUUCUGUAACCAAGCAUUUGCCAUGACGACAGCCUUAUGUUUGGAGAAUGACCUUAGCUGCAGACCAGAACGGUAAUUGGUGGGAAGGAGCCAGAAGCUUAAACAAAUUUGCUUCUGCAAUGCAACUGGUGGUUUCCAUACCUGGUAACUGAGAUUUUCUUUUCCAUUUGUCUACAUGCUGACAAAAGUGUUUUGUUGGGGAAAGUUUUGUCCUGACAUUCAAAUAAACUUCUCUGGUUAGGAACUGGAGCUUAUGCCGUUUAACAGUUUUUAUUUUGAACCAAUCACAAACUGUCAGAGCUAGAGCACUAGUUCCAUUUGGUGCUUCACUCUCAGAAGCUAUACAUUAAAGGAUAUAUCUAUGCAUAAUAUUCCUGUUCACCUUGCAUAGUGGCAAGACUAUCCCACUAAUUUCCAACCAAAUAUCAGUGCCCUUGUUGAUGCUUAUCAGAUACUGUACAUCCUUCUCAUUAAUAAUAUCAAGUUUCAAUAAAAAGUUGCUCUCAGCAGACAAUUGAAAUGGCCAAUAUUAUGGCAAACCUAAAGACUUUCCAGCCAGAAUAUGGGAUUGGGACGAAUGAGCCACUGUUUCAUCUGAGGUCUUAUGCCAAAGGAUUGAUGGUGAAUGCUUGUGCCCAUGCACUUUUCUUCUGCAAAUUACUCAAUGCCACCAAACAGAAAAAAGAGAAUUGUGGGGAUGUACCCGCUGGUUCCCAGGCUUCUAAUGAUAAUCAAAGACUGAAGAUUGGGAUUAUUGGUGGAGGCCAUCUUGGGAAACAACUAGCCAGAACAUUGUUACAUUUCGGUGCCAUUUCAGGAAAUAACAUCCAGAUCUCCACAAGACGGCCAGAAACUCUAUUAGAAUUCCACAAGCUGGGAGUUGAGUGUGUCUAUAACAACAAGCAGCUGAUAGGCUGGGCAGAUGUGGCUUUUCUCUGCUGUCUUCCAUGUCAUCUUCCACAUAUAUGUUCCGAAAUUCAGGAUUCUCUCAAAAACUCUUGUAUUAUAUACAGCCUGGUCACAGCAAUCCCUUUGGCCAGACUGAAGCAACUGAUUUCCUCCUGUUCAAUCUUGAAGCCACAGUACAAGUGCUCUGAGAACAGCUCUUUUUGUAUGUGGGAGGCUAACAGGACAAUUCUGGAAGCCCUCAAAGAUACAGCAGUGAUCCAGGCGACAUGUCCUUGCAACUCCAAGAGCGAAAUAACUGUCAACAUGAAGUGGCUGGCAGCUGUAUUUUAUGCAGUUUUAAAUAGCUAUACCCAACAACAUUUAUCCUAUACAAGGGCUCUGAGAUUGCUCAAUCAAAUAUGUUUUUGUGAAGGCAAUGCCACCACCUCAUCUCCAUUUCUAGUUUGUGAACAUUUUAUCAACCAAGCCUUUGCUUCCUCCUUGGCUGCUGCUGAUUCCUUUCCCUGGUUUGAUAUAACAACUGUACAGCUAAAAGACUCACCUCUUAGCCAGUUUCUUGAAACAAAUACAUCUCUUCAGGAAAUCAUUGCUUCAUGUUACUUUAACAUGAUAACAGCAUUGGCCACAAAAAGUGAAGAUUUAACGACAUCUACGACUAAAAAGAUACCUCUCACAGCAGUGCUGCUGAAACCCACUAAAUCAUUGAUUUUUCAAAUUGAUGAUUCCGCAAAGAAAAUGGAAGAGACAUCUAGUACUGAUUCUGAAGAUUUAUAAAUUAUCCAAGCUGUUAGAAGUGGAAAGAUUUUGUUUUGCUCUCAUUUUUAGCAUUAAAAGAACUUUGGAAGCAGUAUUCUACAAUGGUGUUAUAGGAAUUCAAAUGGUAAAUAUUAGUGAAAGCCAAUUGAAAAUUAAAUUUUGCAGUGAAAAAUUAGGCAUAAAUGCAAAAUAGAAGGAAAAUUCUAAAAACAUGAUUUAUACUAUACAUUCCCCCUUCUAUCAUACUUGUCAAUGUUGCAUUCACAUGAAUACACUAAUAUUCCUUGGUAGUACAGGGGUUUAAGGCACCCUGUUAUUAAGCUGCCUGCAAUUACUGCAGGGUUCGAAUCUCGCCAAGGCUCAAGGUUGACUCAGCCUUCCAUCCUUUCUAAGGUAGGUGAAAUGAGGACCCAGUUUGUGGGGGCAAUAAGCUGACUUUGUAUAAAUAUACAAAAAGGAUGAAGGCUAUUGCUGAGCACAUUGUAAGCCGCCCUGAAUCUUCGGAGAAGGGCGGCAUAUAAAUCAAAUUAAAAAAAAAUAAAAAUGUUUCACUGUCAUUUUGUGUACAAAUUCCACCAUGUUACACCCUGUCAUAUAAGGCUCUUUAAUUGAAGCUUGUGUUUUAUUGUGUUUUAUUGUAUCUUUUAGAUCUGAAAUGCUUACUCCCUUGGCAUUCAUAAGUCUACUUUUCAGACAUAAAUUAUAUUCUAAAUACUCUAUUUAUAGGUUUGGUUGUUUGAUUUUUCAUGUUGCUUCACCUUUGCAUUUAUUUAAAAUUUAAGAAUAUUAACAAAAUAUAAUUGGCUUAACUAAGUAUUGUUGCAUUUUUGAUCAUUAUAAUGAUCAUUUUUCCCAGUUUAGAAUAAGAAGAUUGGGCCUGCAGUGAAAUUGAUACAUGUACUUCUAAAGAAAUGAAAGUUCUAAAUCACAUUGCUUAUAAAUUAGCAAAUUCCAGCAGUAAAAUUUCUUAAUUUUAUAUGGCACAAGAACAUUUUAAGCAGUACUGCCUGACUUAGGUGUUUUUGUAAGGAUGCUGUCAAUUGAUCCUAAAUAUUUAAAGCAAUUCAUUAAUAUACAGCACCUGACUUGAAGCCCCAUAUAUUCUUAUUAUAGUCCUCACAGGACAAAUGAUAAGACUUCAUCAUAAAUACCAAUAAGAACAAUCCUCUGUGUUCACACAUGACUUUAUUUUGCAAUACUGAUGUGCAAAAUUUUCUGUUUUGCAUCCAUCAGUAAGCUCUUCCUCCAUGAUAUUUAGGAUUAGGAUACUGGUUAAACUGCAUCCAUAUACAAUUUUGUUCCCUGUGAAAACUGAAGUAGAAAUGCAGAAAAAGUUACAUGUAAUAUCUGAAAUAUGUGAACAAUAAAUACUUUCUCUUAUCUUGAGAAAAAUGAA
Pantherophis guttatus is the source of this 3537-nucleotide messenger RNA. It is a transcript of the gene NOXRED1, whose product is annotated as NADP dependent oxidoreductase domain containing 1. Gene Ontology annotation, biological process: L-proline biosynthetic process. Gene Ontology annotation, molecular function: pyrroline-5-carboxylate reductase activity. The record is from RefSeq and is a predicted model, not a curated record. NCBI's taxonomy places the organism in Eukaryota, Metazoa, Chordata, Lepidosauria, Squamata, Colubridae.